Thamnophis elegans (Western terrestrial garter snake) is the source of this 2208-nucleotide messenger RNA. It is a transcript of the gene GALNT3, whose product is annotated as polypeptide N-acetylgalactosaminyltransferase 3. Lineage: Eukaryota; Metazoa; Chordata; Lepidosauria; Squamata; Natricidae. The transcript is spliced from 10 exons. The record is from RefSeq and is a predicted model, not a curated record. Gene Ontology annotation, cellular component: Golgi apparatus. Bases 68 to 1969 code for a protein of 633 amino acids.
CCAUUUUGUGAACUUUUUUGUACGAAAGAACAACAUUUUCUGAAGCACUUCUAUAUGUCGACUCUCCAUGAUGACUUAUAUGAGAAUGCUACGGCGCUUCAUAAUGAAACAGUUUUCCCAGAAGAAACUUUGGAAGUUUACCUUCGUUAUUUUUGUCUUCUUAAUAUUUUUGGUUUUGUUACAACGAGAAGUAGGUGUUCAAGAAUUUAAUGAGGGACGAGGAAUGCCAUCUCAUGAUGAAAAGAAAACUGUAUUAGAUCUAGUGUUAAAUGCUGUGAACAACAUUAAAGCUGCAAAACCAAAAAUGCAAAUUAAAGCACCUCUUAGGCAGACUCAUAAUGCUGAACAGAAGCAUUGUUUACCAGGAUAUUACACAGCUGCUGAACUGACUCCUUACCUUGAGCGUCCCCCUCAGGAUCCUAAUACUCCAGGGGCUUCUGGUAAAGCAUUCAAAAUGAUCAGUUUAAGCCCAGAUGAACAGAAAGAGAAAGAGAGUGGUGAAGAAAAGCAUUGUUUUAAUUUAUUUGCAAGUGACAGGAUUUCUUUACAUCGAGAUCUAGGACCAGACACACGACCGCCUGAAUGUAUUGAGCAGAAAUUUAAGCGCUGUCCUCCACUGCCUACUACAAGUGUUAUCAUAGUGUUUCACAAUGAAGCAUGGUCAACUCUUCUGAGAACAGUUUUUAGUGUGAUGCAUACUUCCCCUGCAAUAUUAUUGAAGGAAAUAAUUUUGGUAGAUGAUGCCAGUGUAGACGACUACUUGCAGGAUAAACUGGAUGAGUAUGUGAAACAAUUCCAAAUAGUUAAAGUUGUCCGACAAAAGGAAAGAAAGGGGCUUAUCACUGCUCGACUGUUAGGUGCUUCAGUAGCUACUGGAGAAACCCUGACUUUUUUGGAUGCACACUGUGAGUGCUUUUAUGGAUGGCUAGAACCUUUACUAGCCAGAAUAGCUGAAAAUUAUACUUGUGUUGUAAGCCCUGAUAUUUCCUCAAUUGACCUCAAUACUUUUGAAUUUAAUAAACCUUCUCCUUAUGGUCAAAACCACAACAGAGGAAAUUUUGACUGGAAUUUAUCCUUUGGCUGGGAAUCUCUGCCAGAACAUGAAAACAAAAAAAGGAAAGAUGAAACCUAUCCUAUUAAAACACCAACUUUUGCAGGAGGUCUUUUUUCAAUAUCAAAGGACUAUUUUUAUAAAAUUGGAAGCUAUGAUGAAGAAAUGGAAAUAUGGGGAGGAGAAAAUCUAGAAAUGUCUUUCCGAGUGUGGCAGUGUGGGGGGCAGUUGGAAAUUAUACCUUGCUCAGUUGUGGGUCAUGUGUUUCGCAGCAAGAGCCCUCAUACCUUUCCAAAAGGGACUCAAGUGAUUACCCGCAAUCAAGUUCGCCUUGCAGAAGUAUGGAUGGAUGAAUAUAAAUAUAUAUUUUAUCGGAGAAACACAGAAGCAACAAAAAUUGUUAAACAAAAAUCAUUUGGCAAUCUCGCAAAAAGAUAUGAGUUAAGACAACAAUUACAGUGUAAAAAUUUUACAUGGUACCUCAGCAAUGUUUUCCCUGAAGCAUAUAUACCAGAUUUGAAUCCUAUGUUACAUGGUUUUCUAAAAAAUGUUGGAAGAAGAGCAUGUUUGGAUGUUGGAGAAAAUAAUUUAGGCGGCAAGCCACUGAUAAUGUAUACUUGUCAUGGGCUUGGAGGAAACCAGUAUUUUGAGUACACUGCACACCAUGAAAUUAGACACAAUAUUCAGAAGGAGCUAUGCCUACAUAGUUCUCAAGGAGUAAUACAACUUAAUGAGUGCGGUUUCAAAGGAAAGAUGAGCAAGACUCCUGAAGAAGAGAAAUGGGAGCUUCGAAAGGAUCAGUUGUUAUACAAUGCAGCAUCCAAUAUGUGCCUUACGGGAAGCAGAGAACAUCCAAGUAUGGAAUCAUGUAAUCCCUCAGACUUAUUUCAGAAAUGGAUUUUUGGCCAUCAAAAUUAGGUACUGAAAGUGAUAAUGAAAUCAACAAAUUAGAAUUGCAGUAGUUCUUUCAAGAUUUAACUGAUUUAACUUACAUUUCUAAGCUGCCGCCCCCUGGCAUAAAUCUGAAGAACACAUUAGUUUCUUAACUGUUUAAUAUGUUUACAGAAUACUGAAAAUUACAUUUUCAGUAGACAUCUUUAGGAUGUAAUUUCUUAUGUUUGACGAUCUAUGUGUCUGUCAAAUAUUUUACAUGGCAA